CGACCCGCCGCCUCCCCUUCGACUGCGGGGGCGGCGGCCUCGGUUCCCUUCGCCGGCCAACAUGAGCGAGCGGCGGGUCGUCCGGACCCAGAAUAGCCCCGGAGGGAGUCACAACGAGGUUUUUCUCCUUGACUCUCAGGAUGUCUCACCAACAGUUGCCUUUCUGCAAGAAUUGCCCAGUUUCCAGUCAAUGCUGAGGAGGAAAACAUCAGCUGGAGGAUCACGGGACUACCAUAGUUUAGCACGGUCAAUUUCUGGAGACACCAGGCAUUUCCUAGAUGGGGACGGAUCCGGCUCUGUGCAACCGCUGAGAGAAUAUGCAUUGCCUAUUGCAGAGAAGAGACGUUUAAGGGACAUCCAGGAAGCCAACAUAAAAUACCUCUCAAUUUGGCAGCAGUGGAGGCAGACAAGUCGGAAAUCACUGAGAAAAAUUAUAAAGGAUACCAAAGAACUGUCUUCCUAUCUGGAACUUUGGAGACAUGAUAUCCACAGUGUUGAAGGGAAAUUUGGCACUGGGAUCCAGUCCUACUUCUCCUUCCUUCGAUUCCUCGUAAUGCUGAACUUUGUGAUCUUUCUCCUUGUCUUCGGCUUUAUCACCCUUCCAAGCAUUGUGUUCAGGCAUGGAGUUGUGAAUGGCAGCUAUGUUAAAGUGCCUCUGGAAAAAAUAGAGCCGCACUGCACAGUUUAUCAAGUCACUGGUACCAAAGGACUUACUUACUUUUAUAGUUAUCUUAUCGAUCUCCUGUCUGGCACAGGUUUUCUUGAGAAGACAAGUCUUUUCUAUGGCUACUACACAGUUGAUACCAUACAUCUUGGCCACCUGAAAUACCAAGUGCCACUUGCUUAUUUGCUGACCACACUGGCUUACCUUUCACUGAGCUUUGUCUGGAUUGUCAAGAGAGCUGUCGAAGGCUUUAAGCAAAGCUUGGUGGGCAGUGAAGAUAAGUUUCAGAGCUACUGCAACAAAAUAUUUGCCGGCUGGGAUUUCUGUGUUAUGGAUAUAAAUGCUGCACGGCUGAAACACUGCAGUUUACAGUAUGAACUUAAAACUGAUUUGGAGGAAGAAAGGCUGAGGCAGAAAGUCGCAGAGAGAACCACCAAAGAGAAAAUACGCAUCUAUUGCUUGAGAAUUUUCUUAAAUGCCACCGUCAUUGCCAUUUUGUCAGCUUGCUUUUGUUCCAUCUACAGAGCAACUGUUUAUUCACAAGAAAACAUUUCCAAUGACAACAAAGCCAGAUUUGAAGAUAACCUCUUGGUGCAGUAUUUGCCUUCUAUGGUGAUCACAAUGGCCAACUUUAUUGCUCCCUUGUUUUUUUCACUGAUCAUUAAAUUUGAAGACUAUUCACCAGCCUUUGAAAUCCGGUUAACACUGAUGAGGUGUGUCUUUAUGCGCUUGGCCAACAUUGGCGUUCUCUUGUUCUCACUGUGGACUCGGAUCAAGUCCUGCGCAGAUGAAAAGUGCAAGGCCUGUGGAUACAACUACAAGCUGUAUCCUUGUUGGGAAUCUCGAGUUGGUCAGGAAAUGUAUAAGCUGAUGAUUUUUGACUUCAUCAUAAUUUUUGCUAUCACUGUCUUUCUUGACUUUCCUAGAAAGUUGAUGGUUACCCAUUGCUCAUUUAAGGCCUUCCGUUGGUGUGGACUGCAGGAGUUUGCCAUCCCUGAUAAUGUGCUGGAAAUUGUUUAUGGGCAAACCAUUUGCUGGAUUGGAACUUUCUAUUGUCCGCUUCUCCCUGUGAUUGCAACAAUAAAGUAUUUCCUUGUCUUUUACAUUAAAAAGAUAAGUCUGAUGCAUACGUGUAAGCCUUCAGCCCGUCCCUUCAGGGCCUCCAGCUCCAACUUUUUCUUCCUGGCUGUGCUUUUGAUUGGCCUGAUCCUAGCUUUCAUCCCAGUGGGACUCAGCAUGACACACAUUCCCUCCUCAAAAGCUUGUGGACCUUUUGUAAACUUCCAGCAUUCUUGGGAUAUCCUUUAUUACACCGCCGACCAGUUCCCAUUCGUGUUGCAGAAGGUCCUGGAUGGUGUUGGGUCAGAAGCUUUUGCAGUGCCUUUCUUUAUGGUUAUCUGUCUGAUUAUGUUCUAUCUCAUUGCCUUGGCUGGAGCACACAAGCGAGUUGUCAGUCAACUCAGAGAACAAUUGGUCAUGGAGAGCCGUGACAAACUCUUCCUGAUCAGGAAACUGACUGAAGCUCAGAGGCUUCGCUGAUAUAGUAGAUCUUCCAGUCCCUGCUGUCUUCCUAACAGGGUGGAUUAAAAAGCAGUGAUUUUAAAAAAAUCAAAUUGAUUUAAUUCGCAAUUUAAAUUGAAAGAUCAUUUUUUUAUUUAAAAUGUCAACAAAUCUUAUUUUUAAAUCAUUUUGAUUUAAAUCAAAUCCAUCCUGCUUCUUAACCAUUUCUGGAACUACUUCUCCGAGGAUCCCAAUACAAAUUUGCAGUUUCUUGAAACCUGAGAAAAUAAUUUGGGACCUCAUCAUUGCAAACUUAAUGAUGAACAGGCUUCGUUCGCCAUAGAUGUGGGCCUUGUUACUCAAAUUUCAUUCAUAUAAUGUGUCCUGUUAAUUAUUUUUUAACAGACUGUUCCAUUUCAUUGUUUUAGCUGAUAUGCAUAAAUGAGUUGUAGAUCAACUUUCAGAAUUAUUUGUUAUGUCAGGCUGUUCCACUUGUCAUUAAGCAUGCAUGUAGUUUUUUUUUUCCCAGGACUUCUGUGGUUUUUGUUUUCAUUUCUACAGAACUUAACAUUUUUGCAAAAAAUCUCUACUAUAGUAGGGGUCUUUGUGAUUUUAUCCUCUAUUGUUUACACUGUGAGUCUCUAUAUUUAAGGGUCUUUAAAAAAAAACAGCACCUUAACUGAAACUGUUAUGAACUAUCAUGUGGGAAUUUAUGCAUAUAUUUUCUGGGCUAAUAAGCUGGCCGUUAAAUUAUUCUCGCGUGUAUCGUACCUCUCUAUUCUUCAUGGGGACCACCCGUCUGGGCCACAUGGGACCAGUAUACAACGGAAUAUUCCUCUUCACUGUGCUUUCUCAGACAGAGCAUCUUUGUUAGUCUCUUGUAAGAGAAGAUAAAGGAAAGUGCUGCUCUCGUUGUGCCUCCUACUAAAUAUCUGUAGAUACUUACAAUUUCUAGAUUGAAACAAGUGAUUUGGAGUUUGUUACAUUUUUACAGUAUUUUAGAAGAUCUGUUAAUCAGAUCAUUGUUGAAUAAGCAUUGCUUGGAAUUGUCCAGAAAUGUGCCCUUUGUGGUUGUAGAGGUGCAUUUCAACACCACUAGACAAUCACGAUUUUCAGCUCAUGCUAUUUACUGUAUUAAAACUGAAGGCAGAGUUUGUCUGAUUUUUGGAUGUUACUAAACAGACUCCUGCUGUUAUGGGGAAGCCUCCAUGUUGCUCUGCUCUUCCUAUCUAGCUCUAAAUUGGUACUGCAGGUGUAGGGUUAACUUUAAAGUGUGAGAUGCUAUUUUUUCCCUAAUGUACUUUAGGAUCUUUUUAAAAUAAAGCUGUAAAAUAUUUAUUAUUUGUAAUAAAUAUAUUGCAGGUACUUCAUGCGGA
This is a messenger RNA of Pogona vitticeps (central bearded dragon), 3540 nucleotides long. It is a transcript of the gene TMC7, whose product is annotated as transmembrane channel like 7. The record is from RefSeq and is a predicted model, not a curated record. Gene Ontology annotation, molecular function: mechanosensitive monoatomic ion channel activity. Gene Ontology annotation, cellular component: plasma membrane. NCBI's taxonomy places the organism in Eukaryota, Metazoa, Chordata, Lepidosauria, Squamata, Agamidae.